Mustela erminea (ermine) is the source of this 3761-nucleotide messenger RNA. RefSeq names its product distal-less homeobox 1 (gene DLX1). Bases 1488 to 2255 code for a protein of 255 amino acids. The record is from RefSeq and is a predicted model, not a curated record. Gene Ontology annotation, biological process: negative regulation of transcription by RNA polymerase II; cell differentiation; embryo development. Lineage: Eukaryota; Metazoa; Chordata; Mammalia; Carnivora; Mustelidae. Gene Ontology annotation, molecular function: DNA-binding transcription factor activity, RNA polymerase II-specific; RNA polymerase II cis-regulatory region sequence-specific DNA binding. The transcript is spliced from 3 exons.
GGAACCAACAGCCCCUCGCAGACAGCGUGGUGCGCGCCACGCCUCGUGGGGGUGGCUGUGUGGUGUCGGCGGCGGGGGGCUUUUGUGCGCUUUUCUGUACCUAGCGCCCCAGAAGACAGAAGGCGCCGUGGCAGCUUUUGCCAGCCCUGCCCCCAGGCCCAGGGCGCCCGCUUUGACCACUGGAGAUGAGGAGGAUCCUGGGCGACAAUGAGAGACCUGUCUGUAACCAGAUCUGCGAGCCUACCACUGGCCUGGUUUUGCCGCGGGUUUCCGGGGUCCACGGGACUCCUAAACCCCGGGUACUCUUGCCAGACCCCAGGAGGCCGGAAAAUGACCACCCGAUAUCCGAGGCUCAGCCGAACUGAGCCCGCCGGCUCCUUGGCUCCACUCAGCGCCGCGCCCUUGGGGCGAGUGAGUCCAGGGCAUUCGGCGCAGAGUGAGUGGAGGGGAGAGGGAGGCGGAGGAAGGUUGGGAGGGAAAGAGGGGGUGUGUGUUGGGGGGAGGGGGCGGUGCGGUCGCCUUUCCUGGGAGGAGAAGCGCGGGUUCCUGGCUCUCCGCGCGCUCUGCUUUAAUCAGACCGGUGCAGCCUCGAGCUGGAGUGGCCAGCUGGGCCUGGAGCAAUGCUAGCGGGCCCCAGGGAGCGGCGGCGGCGGCGCGGCGGCCGAGUGAGUGAGUUCGCCCGGAGGGCCCCAGACCCGAUCCCAGGGAUGUGGCAGAGAGGAUCCAGGCCGGGGAGGUGCGGCCAAGGAGAGCGCUGGGCUAGGCACACGACUCUCGAGAGGACAGCGCUCUGCUGGCCGCCUCUGGUGCCACCCCCCCGCCCUCCCCGGCAGUGCGCGACUUCGCGCUCCCAGGCCGCGGCCGGGCUCCAGAGUCGCCCAAGCUGAGCGCUGGACCGGGUGACGGCGGCUAGGGGAAGCAGUUCCCCUGUCCCGGCGUGGGGGGCGGGCGGAGGGUGGGGACAGUAGUGGGGGGAGGGCGGCUGCGACGAGCGGUUGGUGGGUUUCUGGGAAGUUAGGCGCGCCGGGGAGGCGGGAGGCCGAAGAGCCACGGGCCGCUGAGGUUCCGGCGCGGGCGCUGCAGCCCAUUGUGCGCUCCGCACGGCGCGCUCUGUUGCAGAGGAGCCCCGGCCGGGAAGUGUGGACGCGUUUCUCCCGAGGCCCGGCCGCCUCGCCCGCUCUAGUCCAGCGGAGCCGGAGCGCCUCGGACCAAUCCCCGGUGAUUAUGCAAGACAGCGGACCAAUCAGCUCCGCCAGCUCAUGAAUAUUUAUGACCUUGGCUGAGUCAAAGCUUUGAAGCGAGUUUGGGGAGCUCGGCAGCAUCAUGCUUAGACUUUUCAAAGAGACAAACUCCAUUUUCUUAUGAAUGGAAAGUGAAAACCCCUGUUCCGCUUAAAUUGGGUUCCUUCCUGUCCUGAGAAACACAGAGACCCCCAAAAGGGAAGCAGAGGAGAGAGAGAGACCCACACCCAGACCCCGCGAGAAGAGAUGACCAUGACCACCAUGCCAGAAAGUCUCAACAGCCCCGUGUCGGGCAAGGCGGUGUUUAUGGAGUUUGGGCCACCCAACCAGCAAAUGUCUCCUUCUCCCAUGUCCCACGGGCACUACUCCAUGCACUGUUUACACUCGGCGGGCCAUUCGCAGCCCGACGGCGCCUACAGCUCGGCCUCGUCUUUCUCCCGACCGCUGGGCUACCCCUACGUCAACUCGGUCAGCAGCCACGCGUCCAGCCCCUACAUCAGUUCGGUGCAGUCCUACCCGGGCAGCGCCAGCCUCGCCCAGAGCCGCCUGGAGGACCCAGGGGCUGACUCGGAGAAGAGCACGGUGGUGGAAGGCGGUGAAGUGCGCUUCAAUGGCAAGGGGAAAAAGAUCCGCAAACCCAGGACGAUUUAUUCCAGUUUGCAGUUGCAGGCUUUGAACCGGAGGUUCCAGCAAACUCAGUACCUAGCUCUGCCCGAGAGGGCGGAGCUCGCGGCCUCCUUGGGACUCACGCAGACGCAGGUCAAGAUCUGGUUCCAGAACAAGCGUUCCAAGUUCAAGAAACUGAUGAAGCAGGGCGGGGCGGCUCUGGAGGGUAGCGCGCUGGCCAACGGACGGGCACUGUCUGCCGGCUCCCCGCCAGUGCCGCCCGGUUGGAACCCCAACUCGUCAUCUGGGAAGGGCUCGGGCGGCAGCGCGGGUUCCUACAUCCCCAGCUACACGUCAUGGUACCCCUCGGCGCACCAAGAAGCUAUGCAGCAACCCCAACUCAUGUGAGGUUGCCCGCCCGCACCCUCCCGCCUCCUUCCCGUCUCCCCCCGGCCCGGGCCCCUCCCGCCUCCCGGUCCAUCCACCCUGUCCGCAAGCCCUGGGCCUGCAGAAAGGCCCAGGGCCAAAGAAGAAGGAACAGCGAAGGCAGGACGCCCGCCACUUCCUUGGAGCCCCGCGCGGUCUGCACCGGCGACUUCCUGGCGCCCACGCCCACGCCCUCGCCCCCGCCCCGGCCUACGCCGCGCCGUGACAGCAGACAGCGGCCUCCGAGCGCAGGCACAAGCUCCCGAGACAGCCAGAGCAGCAAGAUGAGCCAGCUGGACCCGAUUCGUCGACCUUCAGCUGUGUGGGACUAUCAGGAAAAAGAAAAAAAAAAAAACACCCACAAAAAACAAAAAACAAUAUAGAAAAAGCAAAAGCUUUUUUUUUUUUUUCUGUUCUGUCUGUCUCUUGUCUCCUUUUGCUCUGUAUCUGUUUGCUGACGAAGUCGAGGUCCUCGUCUGUCCGCUGUCCUCAUUCUGCGGCCUCUGAAAAAAGUCACCAGGUCGGAAGAGGCUCGGGCCGGCAGGCCGCCCACUUCGGGGUGCUGGGACGUUUGGUCCUUUCGGACCUUCUCCUGGGCCUGCCUAACCAUCUGUGUAGCUCGCUCCGGAAUUGGGGGAAAUUGGAGGGAGGGGGUUUUAUUUAUUGAGAAAUGGACUUCUUCUGAGGGUGAACGUUGGCCAAUUCGCAGUUCUGUGGAGCGCAAGGAGCGCCUGGUCCAAGAGUACCCAUGACUUCAAAUGCACCCGGAAAAACGAAUAGGGAGGACCUGGUGAUUUUUAACUUAUACAGUAACUUUUGUACUUCACUGGUAUGGAGAAGUUGGAACUUAAUGCUUUGCAUUUUUACAUGUUCCGUAUUAUUUUUAAAAGAAAAAAAUAGAGAAAUGAAGCCAACACAAUUUCCUCAACUCGGGAAAAACACUUGGUCGCUUUGCCUGGACAAGAAGGAAGAUCCUAAUUCCCUCCUUGGGGAGAUCGAGAGAGGACCGAUGGGCAGUGAAGAAAAAAAACCAGGCAGGCAUAUACGAGUGCCCUAAAGCCAAUGAGCUUUAAAGAAAGACAAAAGCAGCACUAAUCCCCAGAGGCUUGACCACAGAAAAACGCCAGGUAGCGCCCUGGACGCCCAGGCUCCAAUGCAGGAUCUAAUCGCUGUACAUAUUAUUAUUGUUGUUAAUUAUUAUUGUUAUUAUUAUUGUUCCGUAAACAUGUUGCACAAGCUUAGCUUUUUUUCUGUUCUGUUGUGUGUGGCUGUAAAAUCUGAUGCUUUGUGAAAUGAGAAUCUUGACAUUUUACUUGUGAAAUUUGGAAAAUGUGAUCAAUUGAAAUCAACCGUGUUUUGUGUUCUCUAUGUCAAAGUUUAGUUUUAUAUUGAGAAUGUUAACUUAUUGCUUUGUAUCUUGGGAAAAAAAGAACUUUGUAAAUAAGUUAUAAAGUUUCUUUGAGACAGUAAAAUUAUGGUUUCGAGAAA